Molecule: messenger RNA, 4164 nt
Organism: Platichthys flesus (European flounder)
Lineage: Eukaryota; Metazoa; Chordata; Actinopteri; Pleuronectiformes; Pleuronectidae
Gene: rab33a
Product: RAB33A, member RAS oncogene family
Exons: 4
Coding region: 140-979 (279 amino acids)
Biological process (GO): Rab protein signal transduction
Cellular component (GO): Golgi apparatus; endosome
Molecular function (GO): GTPase activity; GTP binding
Source: RefSeq, a predicted model, not a curated record
CACAGUCAGCUGCUAAAAGAGAGCAUCCGUCCCUGCUCUCCUCCCCUCUUCCUCCCCCUCCCUUCACCCAUCCAUCCAUCCGUCCACCCCCUCUCCUCCACACACACACACCCGAUUGCGCAUCGCCUCCUCCGGCAUAAUGACCAACGAUUCUCCGGAGGGGGAGAUCCGAGCUCUGGGCGGAGGAGGAGGAGGCAGUGGAAGAGGAGGAAUCGCACAAAGGAGCCGAGCGGACGACAAUGUCACCAUCCUGACGUCCUCCAUGGAUCUCCUCAGAGCCGGCCGCAGCAGAGCCAGCAGCGGCACCGAAGCCGCCCCGAGCCUCGCGUCCUCCGUGGACCUGAGCACCUCCUCCAUGGAGCUGAGCAUCCAGACGCGCAUCUUCAAGAUCAUCGUCAUCGGCGACUCCAACGUGGGGAAGACCUGCCUCACCUUCCGCUUCACCGGGGGGAGCUUCCCCGACAAGACCGAGGCCACCAUCGGCGUGGAUUUCAGGGAGAAGGCGGUGGAGAUCGAGGGCGAGACCAUCAAGGUGCAGGUUUGGGACACAGCAGGACAGGAGCGCUUUCGUAAAUCCAUGGUGGAGCACUACUACCGCAAUGUCCACGCAGUGGUCUUUGUGUAUGACGUCACCAAGAUGAAUUCCUUCCGUAACCUACAGACAUGGAUAGAGGAGUGUAAUGGCCAUCGGGUCUCAGCAUCAGUACCCCGAGUCCUGGUUGGAAACAAGUGUGACCUUGUGGACCAAAUACAGGUGCCCUCAAAUACAGCACUGAAGUUUGCUGACGCUCACAACAUGCUGCUGUUCGAGACGUCGGCCAAGGACCCAAGGGAGAGUCAGAACGUCGACUCGAUCUUCAUGUCUCUGGCCUGCCGUCUGAAGGCCCAGAAAUCCCUGCUCUACAGAGACGUGGAGAGGGAGGAUGGGAGAGUGCGACUCACACAACAGACUGAGACUAAGAGUAGUUGUCCUUGUUGAGGAAAUGGGGGAGUGGGAGGCAUUAUCAAUGGGAAGAGAGAAGAGAAAAAAAGAAGAAACCUAGAAGAGAAGGAUGGGGAUGAUGGCAAAGCGAAGACCGAAACAUCGUUAACCAGAGACGAUGCUGAGGAUAGAAAGAGAAGGAGGAAAAAGGGGUUGGGAAGAGACAUAUUUAUUAACAAUUCAGAAGAAGACAAUGUUGCCUUUAAGACUCUGGUGUCAUAUAGAAAUCCUUCCAAUUUUUCCAAACACAGACACAAGCAAGGCGCAGGAAAACAUCACAAGUUAAACAUGUCGGUUAUAUGAGGGGGAUCCACAAUAAACUGAAACCUGCCCUGGCUCUGUGUUUGUCCCAGACUUUAAAAUUCUGAGGCACCACAUUAGACCUUGUAUAUCACAGGCUAAUUUCUUUGUCUGUCAGUAAUUUUAAAUUUCAUCCACAUCCUAACUGAAAGCAGUAUUUCCAAACCUUUUCCUUCUGCCUUAAAAACCUGCCUGCAGUCUUGGAGUUUGAUAAACCAGUCUGACAAAAGUAGGGUAGAGGUUUUACUUUUUUUAAGUAUCUUAUCACUUGAGAUGAUCUUCGUUUAUACAACAGAAGUAAGACCUUCUCGGCCUCUUAAGUGGACGACUUGACAGGACGAAUUACUCUUUUUUUGUCUCUGCAUUUUACUUUACCUGAUAUCUACCCAUCACAACUUGACUUAAAAUCACUGUGAAAAUACAAAUACGUGGGAAAGGUGAGAACACAUGUUAGUGGAGCUCGGUGAGCUCAGAGAAGCCACAGUAAGACAGGGGGAAGGAAGGUUCCUGAAAACCCAUUUGGAGGCUGUCAGGCAGUAUGGCACAUAUUGAUUUAGAGGCUGUAAGAUCCUCUUACCCUUGAGCAGGAAAAAUGCUCUCUUGCAGAGAAGUGCCGCCACGUCAAGGCUCCUCUUUAUCAUCGAAUUGUGAUGUAAACACUCCUCUCCAUGUUUUCGCUGUGGUGGAGUAGCUAAAUCCAGCUUUCCCUUGUGUGCAAAUACAGAAAGCAUCCUGUCUUCACCAUGUGUAACUAAGAAAGCCAAGAGCUUCUCUCUAUCACCCAGUCUUCUUAUCUACACCAUACUUCCUAUUCUGUAUUAAACGUCUUUUGUCUAAGAUGAUGAUCUUUUAACAUCAGUACCACUGCCUCCAGUUUUAAAAAGGACAGGAAAAAUGACAGAAGACUGUGGCCCCUGUAUAGAUAUGCUCCACAGCCUGAGCCAGGAUGCACUGUGUGAGUGUCUGGUGUCUGUAUUGAGUCCAGAGCUGUGGCUGUGUUGAGCCUGCAGGAUAAAUACAUGUAUAAAUGCUGCUGAGGAAAUCAAGUGUUUUCAGUUACUGCAUACAUCCGAGUUGGCCCUUAUCACCAAAAGCUUUCGACUCUUGUUGUCUUACCAUGUUGACAUUGUUUGUUUGUAUCCCUUCUCUGACUUGCCUUGAGAUAGCUGUAUUCUGGGUUUUGAUUUUCACUUUUGCAUCCAUCGCGUGUUAUAAACAUUAUCAAGAUAUCCGCUCGCCCCUUGAAUUUUCCGGGUAUCCUCUUGUUGUAUUCUCACAUGGGUGUUACUCAGAUAUUUUACUACUGUAGUUCUGGAGAUGUCUGGAGCAUCUGACCAGGACAUCUGUGUUCUCACAGACAGGCCUUCUGGAAAUGUUUAGGAAAAUGUAUGACGUUCAAUGCAUGUCUGAAAAAUGCUUGGGAUUAUUCGAAUAUGGAUGAUUCGACUGCAUGAACCACUGUUGAAAGCCAUAUUCCUUAUUCACUAUAUAUAGAGACAGAAUAGGGGUUGCUCCCAGCUGGGUUGUGGGUUGAAGGACACACUGUACCCAACAUAAGUUUCGGAGCUAUGAGGCCUUUGUGCAAUAAGGCAUAAAACCACAGUCCUGGCUGUGAUGCGAUCAGUGAUUGAGGGUCUUGUUCAACACAUAUUACCCUAAUUUAACACUGCAGUCUACUUUUGAGCUAUGCCAACAAUAAAUGUGGAUGCAAUAUGUAGUAAAUUCAGAUCAGUGAGCAUUUAAGUUGAGUCUUUACUCCAAGCUGGCAGUCUUAUAACAUCAUUAUUCCAACACAUUCAGAAAUGCAAGAACUGUGUAAAUCAAGGGGAAUCCAGAGAGCUAACAUCUGAAGUUUGUCUGGUUUUGUUCAUCUUUAUUCAUAAAAAGUUUUUGUUUUGUUAUUUUGAUAAGAUUUAAGCGGUAACGAGUGGAUCACAUGACAUAACUGUCAAUUACCAGGAAGAUCUGAAUUUAUUCUCAUUCUAGGGGCAAAUGUGUACCUCGAAAACUUGACUUUGACACAUGCAACCCAGAGCCAUGGUUUCAACAAAGGCUGGGUAAAAGAACACACAAAAAAACUAGGACAACAAUCAUUCAUCCGUCUUAUAAACUGUUCAUUCUGUUCAGGUUUGUAUGUGGCUGGAUCAUAUCAUAAUACACGAGAGCAGGGGUUACAGCCGACCACAGACAUCUAUGGCUCUUAUAUGUGAACAUAAUCCGGCUUAUUCAGUCGCAAAAUGAUUUUAUCACUGUAAGGAGAAGAAAAAAGAAGAAUGUGCCUGUAUUUCCUAAACAUGUCUGAAUGAAACAUUUGACUUGGUUUCAAAUGAAAAAUAAUAGAAUUUAAUUAUUUUUGGUUUUACAGCUUUUCACUUGAACAUGGUCCCGUUGUACUAACUUUAUAAUAGUUUAGAAGUGUAAUUGAUUGUACAAUAAAUAAAUGAAAUCUCCAUUUCUUACUCAUUGCAAUUAUAAACUUUAUAAAUCUUGUGAAGCUCUAACUCAAUUUCCUUUUUCCAACAUUUCCAAUCACUACAAUUCUGUAUUUUAUACAUGUCUAAAAGUUAAGAAUAGAAAUAUAUAUUGUCUGUGUGCUUGUUUACUCUGUACAUGUGCUGUAUUUGGGAACAUGUUUUAUUUGUCAAGUGUAUCUUUUGAAUAACCAUUUCAAACUCUUAAAGCAACAUUUACAUUUUGAAAUUUAUAUUAACCUCCAAUCCCAUUGAGGUAAUUAGGACUUGUCAGCAUUUUUUUUAAACAUUAAAUCAAUUUAAAGUAACAUUAAAUUACAUUACAAUUUUAGUUGUUUAGUUAUUAAUUUUAAACCCAGUAAUCUCAAUGCUUAAUAUCAAAUGUGAGUUAUCUGUAACAGAUUUUCACAG